AUGGUCCUCAAACAAGACACCACUGGUAUUAGCGCAGCUGCUGAGACUCACAUUGUCUCCUAUUCCGCCGAUCUCACCUCUCCCGUCUUCAAAACCUCAGCCCAGCGCGCUGCCAAAAUGGCCACCUACUACCUCCCAACCAUUUCUUUCUUCGCAAAUGGAAACAUUACUCAACUAUCCGAUCCAUCGCUUUACGUGCAACUGAUCUCAGGGCCUCUAGACAGACUUGGAGGCCUUCCUGAAGUGAGAGGACACAGAGUUGAGGCCGUAGGCGAGGACAGUGCAAUUAUAUGGCUUUUAUUGAGGGUGAAUGGGGUGGAGAUAUCUAACGUCUAUUUCUUCAGGAGGACAGAGAAUGGGGCUGAAGGAUUCGAGGGUGGUAUUUUUGAUGGGGAGAUAUGGCUAUUAAAGCAGCUGGCGAAAGAGUAG
This is a messenger RNA of Penicillium lagena, 429 nucleotides long. RefSeq lists its product as uncharacterized. The transcript has a single exon. NCBI's taxonomy places the organism in Eukaryota, Fungi, Ascomycota, Eurotiomycetes, Eurotiales, Aspergillaceae. The record is from RefSeq and is a predicted model, not a curated record. The coding region runs from base 1 to 429 and encodes 142 amino acids.